AUGGUUCUUAGGUGUUGUUCAUCAGUCGUCCUCGCCGUUGCCUAUUUGCGCGCCCAUCAUCCACCCAUUUCUGUCGCUCUUGCGCUCCAGAGUCCACCUGUUGAGACGUCCCCAGCUGCCAAUGGGUUGCUUAGCAUCAGCCUUACUCUGAGCGCCUGUAUCAACGACGCUGCCUCCACCAACCAUAACCUCCACAACGAUCCCAAGGCCGAUGGCCAUAUCGUCGGCGCAGGCCAUCCUCGCAUGAACCAUCUCAGCGCCAAUCCCUCUUCUGCCACGAUGGAUCCAUCCGCCUUUAUGGGCAAUCCUGCCCAAUUUAAUCCCUCGCAAUUUGCCAGCGCCCAGCAGCAACAGCAGCAUCAGCAACAGCAGCAGCAGCUGGUCGCCAUGCAGAACGGACAACUGCGCAAUGCCUCUCCCUCCUUCCAGAACCCUGCCUAUCAAACCAACCCCGUUGUUCCGUCAAAGCGACCUCGCCCUCGCGAAGACAGCCUUGCUGGGUCGCCGCGACAAAACCCAGGCAUGCUGCCGACUUCGCGCUCUGAUACUCCCCAGCAAUUUCCCGGAUACCAGUCUGGUGGCAUGCCGCAACAGCACCAGCAGCAGAACCCUGGCCAGCCGCAGCCAUCGCCGUAUAACCAUCUGCAGCCAAAUGGUUCCGCUAAUGCGACGCCGUCGCCCAUUAUGGGCAGCAACAUGCGCCCUGGAAGCGUCCCACAGCGAGUCGCGACUGCGUCGCCGCAUCCCUUUUCUCCCAGCACUCAACAGCAAUUUGGGCCACAAGCAUCUCCGGUACCAUCCGAACACAGCAGCACACCACAACCAAACCCCUAUAUGCAGAACAUGCAGAACAUGCCGCCUGGCUUCAAUCAGAACUUCACGCCAACACCUUCACCUGCGCGUCCUUCGCCGAACCCUAAUGCUAUGACUGGAAUGAUGCAGCAGCAGCAACAUCAGCAGCAACAGCAACAACAGCAGCAGCAGCAGCAGAUGGGCGGCCAGAUGCCGCAGCAAAUGGGACAGAUACCGAAUCAGAUGUUCCCCCCUAAUUUGCAAGGACGUAAUCCCACGGAACAACAAAAGAUGGCUGCGUACCAAGCUAGAUUACAACAACAACUUCAAGCGCAGGGAAACAUGCAGAACAUGCACCCUGGCAUGCAGCAGAACAUACAAAUGGCAGCCCAAAUGCAGGCUCAAAACCUGUCUCAGGGAAGAGGCAUGGUGCCAAAGCAACCGAUGCAGCCCAUGCCUAAUGGACAGAUGCCGCAAGGGGGCACACGGCCUCAAUCACGACAGCCCAUGGGUCAGGAUCAGUUCAUGAAGAGCUUAUCCAAGUUCAUGCAUUCAAAAGGCUUACCUCUGGAGACAAAUGUUGUCAUUGGGAACCGGCCGGUUAAUUUAAUGCACCUUUUCCAGGCUGUUCAGAGUAAGGGUGGCUAUAAGUCCACCACUGCCUCCAACCAAUGGCCACAUGUAUCCAACGCCAUCGGAUUCCAUCCUGUCCAGAUACCGCAAGCGCCGUCCAUGCUCAAAGAUAUGUACGAAAGGAACAUCCUGCGGUUCGAAGAAUUCUGGACUGCUCAGCAGAACCAGCAGCGGAUGAUGCAGCAGCAGCAGCAGGGUAGACAAACCCAACCCGCCCCUAGUGGCCAACCACAACCCUCGCCCGCGAAGCAAAUGUCGCCGCAAGCUCAGGCUUCUCAAGGCAUGAUGCAGGCUGGACAGCCGCAAGCCCCGCAGGCUCCGCAGCAGCCAGUAGCUCAGCAUCAGCAGCAGCAGCAUCAGCAGCAUCAGCAACCGAACCCCCAGUCGCAACAUCAACAGCAACAUGCGCAGCAACACCAACAGCAGCCGCAAGUUUCACAAUCACCACUGCCGCAACAGCAGCAGCCGCAGCAACAUACUCCGCAACUACAGCAGCAACCUCAACAACCAAAACCACCCCACAUAAGCUCCAUGCAAGGUCAGGCGCAGCUCAAACAACCACCUUUCGUCGGCCCACAGGGCACGAACGGGAGCACUGCACACCAAGGCCAGACACAGUUGGGCCUUGCAACUAGCACGCCGGGACAACAUCGGAACAGUCUCCCGAGAGGCAUUGAGCCGGUCGUGAGCGCAGGCCAAUUGAACGCACCUGGGCCUUUCCCAGCUGCGACGCAUGCGCAUGCCGAACAGAUCCCUUCUCUACCUACACAGUCCGACGCACUUGCUGGACCCUCACGCUCUUCUGGCAAGACGAAUUUGCCAAAGCUUGUGCGUCUUGCGGCUGCUUCAGAUGCAUACCCCUGUGAUGUUCGGCUCCCUCAGCCUGAUGCAUUUGGAGGCUUCAAGCUGGCCCAAGUCGAUCUAAAAGGCAUGAUGAUUGAACAGUUCAAGCCUGAUGUUCCAGGCGUAUGGGAGCUGGGCAUGGUCGAUCUCCAAGCCUUGACGCGCAGUAUCGAGUCGGGAAUUCAUGGCGAAGUGCGCAUGGCGCUCGACACGCUUGCUACCGUUACACAAACUCCACCGAAAGACUCAAAAGACCCCCUCUUUAUUCAGUUGAAGUCGUGUGAGGAGCUUGUUGAAGCACUUGUUGAAUGCGCCGAGGAGCAGCUGGAACAACUUGCAGAGAACACAGUCGAAGUAUCUGACGACAUACAGUUGGCGGCAUACGAAGACAUUGCGCGAGCCUGUUGGGUUGAUCGACUAAGCGUUCGCAAACUUCCCGAAUUUGCCACCCCGGAGUACGAGCUUGACAGAGCCGUAGACCGAUUGACGUGUAUUUUCACAAUCCUACGAAAUCUCUCAUUCGAACCAGAAGCUGAGCCUACGCGCACAUCCCCACAGCUGCCGUUUGGUCCGCAUCAUAAUCAUCAAGUCUUGGCAGACGAGUCUGUCAUUAAACUCGUCUGUGACAUGAUACGCUAUCUCGGCACCCGGAAUAUGCUGCUCCGAACGCAUGCCAACACGUUGGACUUCAUGAAGGACGCAAUUACUCUUUUAUCCAACAUUGCAGGUGCAGUGGAAAUUCCAGGGCGCGAGCAAGCGCUCUGCUUGCUGCAUUUCUUGCUUGCUUUCGCACCUGGACCGGGGCCAUCGAUCCGUGACGAUCGACUAUAUUUCCCCCCCUUCGAACCUGCUCUCCAACCAUAUCUCUUCCACGCUGUCGACGCUCUAGCCAAGUUCCUCGCCCGCGAUGAGCCUAACCGUACAUUUUACAAGACUAUAUUCGCUCUGGACGCUGGGAGUACGACACCCUAUGAGCUCAUGACCAAGACGUUCGCUCUGGCGAUCUCAGUGGUUCCUAUUCAAUUAUCCGAGGGUCAAUUGAACCGAGCGGUCAUGUCGCCUAAGCUGCGCAUUGCUAUCGAGAACCGCGCGCCAUUGCUCAUGCAGGGUUUGUUGGCUGCAGGGAUCCUAGCAUCUCUGGCACCAAGCUACGAGAGCGGUGUCGCCAGAGCCUGGCUAUCCAACGGGGAUGGCUUUGCAGAGGCGUUGUACUUCCUUGUCCAAGUCCUCAGUCAUCAGUACGAACAAUCCAGUGCCGGCCGUGACCAGGACUUUCCCUACAUAGUGGCACUCAGCGUGUCUCUCUUGCGAAAACUGGGCGAACGCGCCUUCGACCCAACCGAUCCUUCAGCACUCCCGGCCAACGCUCUGCCCUCAGCCGAAAGCGUUUUCGGCAUCAUGUCAAUGAAGUCAUCGGAAUGGGCACGGGACGGGAUUAUCCGGGACCUGACUGCGUAUGCCGACCUGCAUCGAUAA
This is a messenger RNA of Verticillium nonalfalfae, 3744 nucleotides long. RefSeq lists its product as uncharacterized. Bases 1 to 3744 code for a protein of 1247 amino acids. Gene Ontology annotation, molecular function: transcription cis-regulatory region binding. Gene Ontology annotation, cellular component: SWI/SNF complex; nucleus. Gene Ontology annotation, biological process: regulation of transcription by RNA polymerase II. The transcript is spliced from 3 exons. The record is from RefSeq and is a predicted model, not a curated record. NCBI's taxonomy places the organism in Eukaryota, Fungi, Ascomycota, Sordariomycetes, Glomerellales, Plectosphaerellaceae.